Messenger RNA from Metopolophium dirhodum (rose-grain aphid), 2391 nucleotides. Its product is annotated as fatty acyl-CoA reductase wat-like. The record is from RefSeq and is a predicted model, not a curated record. Lineage: Eukaryota; Metazoa; Arthropoda; Insecta; Hemiptera; Aphididae. The coding region runs from base 197 to 1672 and encodes 491 amino acids. Gene Ontology annotation, molecular function: alcohol-forming very long-chain fatty acyl-CoA reductase (NADP+) activity. The transcript has 8 exons. Gene Ontology annotation, cellular component: peroxisome. Gene Ontology annotation, biological process: long-chain fatty-acyl-CoA metabolic process.
AAAUGGGCAGUACGUCCCCGCUUAAUCAAAUGUCUUUAUUGUAGUUUUGCUUUACAUUUAUAUUAUUAAUAAGGGAUCAACUGAGUGUAUGGCUUCAGUUGGUGCACAUAUCGUGUUUUCGUUCUCGGUUGUUAUUUUCUGUACAUUAGAACUUACAUCUUAGUCUUACAAAUAAAUUACGCUAAUUUUAACAUUAAUGAUGGAAACAGGUGUAGCAGAAACGUUCAGAAAUGGGAUAGUUUUAAUUACAGGAAGUACUGGAUUUUUGGGGAAAAUACUCACUGAAAAGUUACUCAGAUCAUGUCCUGUCAAAAAUAUUGUGGUACUUGUCAGACGUAAGAAAGAACUGAAUGCUAGUCAAAGGGUCGCAAAAAUAUACCAACAAACUCUAUUUGAUCGGAUUCGUCAUGAAAAACCAGAUUUUAUAAAAUCCAUUAAAAUUAUUGAAGGGAAUUUAGAGGAAUCAUCAUUGGGAUUAUCGUUAGAUGACCAUGACUGGAUGAUAGAAAAUGUUAACUUCGUUUUUCAUUGCGCAGCGACGGUUAAAUUCAACGAAACUCUCGAGUUGGCAUCAAAAAUAAAUAUUCAAGGGACUGAACAUUUGUUGGCAUUAGCGUCAAAAAUGAAAAAUCUUAAGGGUUUUGUGCACGUGUCGACUGCUUAUUCACACUGUCCAAGGAAAGAAAUUAAAGAAGAAUACUAUACCGUCCCGGUCACAGUUACGGAGCUGAAAAAUAUGUUGGUUGACAACGUACCGACUGCCGAAAUUAUAGAGGAUUGGCCCAAUACGUACACUUUUACGAAAGCAGUCGCGGAAAACAUGAUAAUGAUAAAUGAAAAUCGCUUGCCGAUAUCAAUAUUUCGUCCUUCGAUUAUCGGAUGCACGGAAUCCGAACCGGAACCUGGCUGGUUAGAAAACAUGAACGGACCAACAGGUCUGAUUUCCGGGGUCAUGGUAGGAUUUUUAAGGACGGCACCAAACAUCGGAACCAAUAUAACAGACAUUAUCCCUGCCGAUUACACCGUCAACGCAUUGAUUAGCGUCAUGUGGGACACAGUUAACAGACACAAACAGUCGAACAUAGUGAACAAGGUACCGAAAAUAUAUAAUUACGUUUCAUGUGUCGAAAGCCCUUUGACAUGGGGUAGAUAUAUCAGAGAAAUGCACGAUCAAUAUUACGUAGCUCCUCCUUUGCAAUCGAUGUGGUACGGUUUUUACAUUCUCUAUACGCAUUUCAUGGUCGGAAGUAUUUUGAGAUUUUUCUUGCACCGAAUACCAGGUGCAUUUAUGGACUUGUUAUUGAUUUUGUGUGGUAAAUCUCCCAAAAUGUUAAGAAUGUAUGCAAAAACAGAAAGUAUGGUCGAUUUAAUCUACGAGUUUUCUACAAAACAAUGGAAAUUUGACAAUACAAAUACUAGACAAUUGUGGUUGUCACUAAGUAAAGACGAUCGCAAUAUGUUCCAGUUCAGCUUAAAAUCAUUUGACUGGAAGUCGUAUAUAGAAAGCUAUUAUUACGGUAUCAGAAAACAUAUACUUCACGAAGACCUAAGUAACGUUAAAGAAGCGUUAUCAAAAAAUAAAAAGUUAUUGAGGCUGCAUCAGUUGUGUGUUGUUCUAGUUAUUUAUAUCACAUUCCAUUUGUGUUGGAUAUUUAUGAAUUAUUUGUUUUGAAUGGUUCGUCGAUAUUACAUUUUUAUUUAAUAUUGUUUUUUAAGAAGCCGGUGCCAGUUUUCAAAUUUUCCGCAAUUCUGUACAAUUUGAAAAUUAAAUUUUUUUAUUUUAGUUGCCACCUUAAUAUUACAAUACUUUUCUACUGAUCAACUACCCGAUACCUAUUUAGUGGGGAGGGGGGUUGAUAAGGUGUAUAUUAUACCGGAGAAAAUGUCUUCAUGGGAAUAAUUCUCAGGCCUUAUAGAAUUGUAGGAUUUUGAUAACUAUUUUUUUUUAUCUGAAAGGAGAAAACCCCCUACAUCGAACUCCGAUUUUUUAUUUUAUUUCAAGUAAUGGUGUAAUAUAAUUUAGAAAAAAACUUUUAAAAUUGUAUUUUUUUUGAAAACAUAUUAUAAAGUUUGAGAUUAAAAUAUUGGAAGUUGGCGUUUAAUGUGGCCUGUAGAAUAGUAUACGGUCUAUGAGUUAAAAAAAAAAAAUUAUCAAAUUUGGUUGAUUCUACGGAACAGGAUAAUUAUUUUCGUAUUGUGUAUUUUUGUGUACAAAAUUACAUUGGCACCGAGCGCCUUAAACGUAUACCUAUAAUUAUUAUUGUAAACAAAUAAAUUAUACUAUUUAAUUAUCUUAUAUACAUGAAUAUAAUCUAAAUAAUGUGUCAAGUGACUAUACUGAGUUUUGUAUUAUGAUAAAUAUGAAAAUACAUGUAUAGAAACUGUGUAUUA